This is a messenger RNA of Rotaria sp. Silwood1, 573 nucleotides long. Lineage: Eukaryota; Metazoa; Rotifera; Eurotatoria; Philodinida; Philodinidae. The record is from the annotation of a GenBank genome assembly.
AUGGAGAGGUCUAGAUGUGAUUAUUCACAAUCUCAUUAUGAUCGACCAUUAGGUGCUGCUAUAACACAAACAUGUAAACCUGAAACAUCAGCUUGUUUUGAAGAAACAUCACCUUGUAUUCAAAGUGAUUUCGUAUUUGUUCAUCAUCCUCGAACUCUUGCGUUUGGUCGAAGAGUCAGACAAGAUCAUUUCGAUGUCUGUCAUCCAACUUAUUCGUAUGGCUCAUGCAGUUGUUUCACACCUGUGUCAUAUGAACCGAUGUGUCAUUGUGGUUCAAGUUGUUACUGUGAUAAUAUGGGAAUGAUAACCUAUCGAGAUCAACGAUGUCGACCUGCUCAUGCUACGUUUACAUGUCUUAAGGAAUCAGUAACAAUUAUUCCACGAAUAUGCAUACGGUCUCGCCCUUCAUCUUGUUGUGAUGCACGAAAAACAGAAAAAAUAAUCACUCGAGAUUCUUAUCGGUAUGAACAUCAAAAAGGACCGAAAAGUUCUACAACUCAAGAUCUUCAAACAACUGCAAAUGGUAUUCGUCAAGAUUUUAAAUCUGCUCUUGAUAAAUAUAAUAAAUAUUAA